Messenger RNA from Propithecus coquereli (Coquerel's sifaka), 381 nucleotides. Its product is annotated as protein FAM192A. The record is from RefSeq and is a predicted model, not a curated record. Lineage: Eukaryota; Metazoa; Chordata; Mammalia; Primates; Indriidae. The coding region runs from base 16 to 381 and encodes 121 amino acids. Gene Ontology annotation, cellular component: nucleus. The transcript has 2 exons.
GUAGAUUGUUCCAUUAUGGAUGGAGGGGAUGAUGGUAACCUUGUUAUCAAAAAGAGAUUUGUGUCUGAGGCAGAACUAGAUGAACGGCGCAAAAGGAGGCAAGAAGAAUGGGAGAAAGUUCGAAAACCUGAAGAUCCACAAGAAUGUCCAGAGGAGGCUUAUGACCCUCGGUCUCUAUAUGAAAGGCUGCAGGAACAGAAAGACAGGAAGCAGCAGGAGUAUGAGGAGCAGUUCAAAUUCAAAAACAUGGUAAGAGGCUUAGACGAAGAUGAGACCAACUUCCUUGAUGAGGUUUCUCGGCAGCAGGAACUAAUAGAAAAGCAACGAAGAGAAGAAGAACUGAAAGAACUGACAGAAUACAGAAUAUCCUUUGUACUUUGA